Messenger RNA from Seriola dumerili (greater amberjack), 2053 nucleotides. It is a transcript of the gene nt5c3b, whose product is annotated as 5'-nucleotidase, cytosolic IIIB. The record is from RefSeq and is a predicted model, not a curated record. Gene Ontology annotation, cellular component: cytoplasm. Gene Ontology annotation, molecular function: magnesium ion binding; 5'-nucleotidase activity. NCBI's taxonomy places the organism in Eukaryota, Metazoa, Chordata, Actinopteri, Carangiformes, Carangidae. The transcript has 9 exons. The coding region runs from base 111 to 980 and encodes 289 amino acids.
ACAAGAUUCUGUCGUGUGCAUAGCAACAUUACACAUCAACGAAUAUUAACAACUGAUGACACGCUGUUUGUCAAAAUAACCUUUACGGAUCGGCAACAAAUUUCAAGAAAAUGAUCCCGGAGCUGUCCAACCCCUCGGUGUGUAUGAGGGACCCUGAGAGGGUACACGAGAUCCUACAGUCCAUGGCGAAAUCUGGCUCCAACACCGUCCAGGUGAUCUCAGACUUUGACAUGACCCUAACAAGAUUUGCACACAAUGGCAAAAGGUGCCCUACGUGUCACAAUAUACUUGACAACAGCAAACUUAUCUCUGAUGACUGCAAAGAGCAGAUGAAGGAACUACUCAACACAUACUACCCUAUAGAGAUCGAUUCUUCACGGUCAAUAGAUGAAAAGUUGCCUCUAAUGGUUGAGUGGUGGACUAAAGCCCAUGAACUACUGGUACAGCAGAAGAUCAGAAAAGACUUGCUGGCCAAAGUGGUACAGGAGUCUGAUGCCAUGCUCAGAGAGGGCUACCAGCUCUUCUUUGACCACCUGCAUGAGCACAGCAUCCCUCUGCUCAUCUUCUCUGCUGGGAUAGGAGACAUCCUGGAGGAGGUGAUUCGCCAGGCUGGGGUCUUCCACCCCAACGUCAAAGUCUUCUCCAACUACAUGGACUUUGAUGAGUGUGGGGUACUGAAGGCCUUCAAGGGAGAGCUGAUCCACAUCUACAACAAAAGGGAAGGCGCUUUGCUCAACACUGGCCAUUUCCAGGAGUUGCGGGCACGACCUAACGUAUUACUGAUGGGGGACUCUCUGGGAGAUCUGACCAUGGCUGACGGGGUGCAGCAGAUGGAGAACAUCCUCAAAAUCGGAUUCCUCAAUGACAAGGUGGAGGAGAGGAAGCAGUCAUACUUGGACUCAUAUGACAUUGUGUUGGUAAAAGAUGAAACCUUGGAAGUCCCCAAUGCUGUACUGCUCUACCUCACUGGCAAUAAGUGAACUGAGAAUUGACUGUUUAAGGUUCACUUGCCACUCUGGUGCUAUAAACUGAAGAGGCCCAUCUUCAGAACGUUAUUGAUAACCAACUAAGAAUGUUUAGAGUAUUUUUUUUUAAUUUCUACUAAAAAGGUAUACACGUUUGUGAAUGAGUCAAGGUUAGCACAGCUGCAGCUCACAAACACCAUGUCACUCUUUCAUAUCCAUGUUUACGGGCCUUCUUCUCAUGUUAAUGGUUGAACUGUUUUUAGACCAUACUGUAUAUGAUGGAAGCCAGAUUUGGACUGUCUACCUAUGUGCAGCAUGUAAGUGUGUGUUAGUGUGUUUUAGUGUGUUUGUUUAUUUUUUUUUUUGGGAGACAAUUGUCAGACGUUUCUGGUUCUCAUAUAAAAAAUAUACUGAUAAAAGGGAAAGAAAAAUGCACGUCAAUGGCAGCGCUUGACAUUUGGUUUGAAACUGAUUUCCAGCCUCUUACUACAAAACAAUUUUCCAGCUAAUUUUAACCUGAAACCAAAUACUUUUAAAAAUCAUUUUCCAUGUUUUACCUUGGUCUAGUUUUUCAGUUUCUUGCCAUAUUGUCAAGCUCACAAUACAUUUGGUGUUUUCUGUUAAAGCUAUUGUUUUUCUUAUGACACAACUGUAAUAGUAAGUGUUGCACAGACAGCUGUCUGUGCAACACUUAAAAUAAAUAGGUGAGCAGAGAUAAAAAUAUCUAGAUCUUUUUUUAAGAUCUGAGUUCACUAAUGAUCUGUAAGAGUAACUGCUACCUCAGAAGUUUUCUGGUAUUUGCAAGAAAAAUAAAACUUAUUUAGAUUUUUUUGUUUGUUUUUUAAACUUUAGAUAGUUUAAUUUCUAGGUUCAUUCAGGAGUUUGAUACUUUCUGCACUGCCACAACAAAAGUUUCUAAAAACCUUUUAACUAAAGAAUAGAACAAUAUCCAAGAAUGACAGAUUUUUUUUUCUGUCAUUUGUGGACUGUGUGCCACAUGCAGCAAGUCAUGAUUUUUUUAUCUGUCCAAACUCAUUUACUUUUCCAAUGUUACAACUUGUACGAAAUAAAAUUCAGUUUCAUCUUUU